Messenger RNA from Danio rerio (zebrafish), 5128 nucleotides. The record is from RefSeq and is a predicted model, not a curated record. Lineage: Eukaryota; Metazoa; Chordata; Actinopteri; Cypriniformes; Danionidae.
UCGUUUGCACAGGCGUCAGCUUUAAGUGCACUGCUACAUGUGUCAGCAAACACUGAUGCUUCAUCUUCUACAGGGGAUCCAAGCUCUACAGAAACGCCUGUAACUAAAGAAGAGACUACAACAGAAAGUUCUACAUCUCCUGAUGGCACAACGGCCGGUGAUUCUACAGGUACAACAGAAAUGCCUGUAACUACAGAAGAGAUAACAACAGAAAGUUCUACAUCUCCUGAUGGCACAACAGCCAGUGAUUCUACAGAUACAACAGAAACGCCUGUAACUACAGAAGAGAUAACAACAGAAAGUUCUACAUCUCCUGAUGGCACAACACCCAGUGAUUCUACAGGUACAACAGAAAUGCCUGUAACUACAGAAGAGGCUACAACAGAAAGUUCUACAUCUCCUGAUGGCACAACGGCCAGUGAUUCUACAGGUACAACAGAAACGCCUGUAACUACAGAAGAGAUAACAACAGAAAGUUCUACAUCUCCUGAUGGCACAACGGCCGGUGAUUCUACAGGUACAACAGAAACGCCUGUAACUACAGAAGAGGCUACAACAGAAAGUUCUGUAUCUACUGAUGGCACAACGGCCGGUGAUUCUACAGGUGCAACAGAAACGCCUGUAACUACAGAAGAGACUACAACAGAAAGUUCUACAUCUCCUGAUGGCACAACACCCAGUGAUUCUACAGGUACAACAGAAACGCCUGUAACUACAGAAGAGAUAACCACAGAAAGUUCUACAUCUCCUGAUGGCACAACACCCAGUGAUUCUACAGGUACAACAGAAACGCCUGUAACUACAGAAGAGGCUACAACAGAAAGUUCUACAUCUCCUGAUGGCACAACACCCAGUGAUUCUACAGGUACAACAGAAACGCCUGUAACUACAGAAGAGAUAACAACAGAAAGUUCUACAUCUCCUGAUGGCACAACAUCCAGUGAUUCUACAGGUACAACAGAAACGCCUGUAACUACAGAAGAGGCUACAACAGAAACUUCUGUAUCUACUGAUGGCACAACGGCCGGUGAUUCUACAGGUGCAACAGAAACGCCUGUAACUACAGAAGAGAUAACAACAGAAAGUUCUACAUCUCCUGAUGGCACAACACCCAGUGAUUCUACAGGUACAACAGAAACGCCUGUAACUACAGAAGAGAUAACAACAGAAAGUUCUGUAUCUACUGAUAGCACAACGGCCGGUGAUUCUACAGGUACAACAGAAACGCCUGUAACUACAGAAGAGAUAACAACAGAAAGUUCUACAUCUCCUGAUGGCACAACAUCCAGUGAUUCUACAGGUACAACAGAAACGCCUGUAACUACAGAAGAGGCUACAACAGAAACUUCUGUAUCUACUGAUGGCACAACGGCCGGUGAUUCUACAGGUGCAACAGAAACGCCUGUAACUACAGAAGAGACUACAACAGAAAGUUCUACAUCUCCUGAUGGCACAACACCCAGUGAUUCUACAGGUACAACAGAAACGCCUGUAACUACAGAAGAGAUAACAACAGAAAGUUCUGUAUCUACUGAUAGCACAACGGCCGGUGAUUCUACAGGUACAACAGAAACGCCUGUAACUACAGAAGAGAUAACAACAGAAAGUUCUACAUCUCCUGAUGGCACAACGGCCAGUGACUCUACAGGUACAACAGAAACGCCUGUAACUACAGAAGAGAUAACAACAGAAAGUUCUACAUCUCCUGAUGGCACAACACCCAGUGAUUCUACAGGUACAACAGAAACGCCUGUAACUACAGAAGAGAUAACAACAGAAAGUUCUACAUCUCCUGAUGGCACAACACCCAGUGAUUCUACAGGUACAACAGAAACGCCUGUAACUACAGAAGAGAUAACAACAGAAAGUUCUACAUCUCCUGAUGGCACAACACCCAGUGAUUCUACAGGUACAACAGAAACGCCUGUAACUACAGAAGAGAUAACAACAGAAAGUUCUACAUCUCCUGAUGGCACAACACCCAGUGAUUCUACAGGUACAACAGAAACGCCUGUAACUACAGAAGAGAUAACAACAGAAAGUUCUACAUCUCCUGAUGGCACAACACCCAGUGAUUCUACAGGUACAACAGAAACGCCUGUAACUACAGAAGAGAUAACAACAGAAAGUUCUGUAUCUACUGAUGGCACAACGGCCGGUGAUUCUACAAGUACAACAGAAACGCCUGUAACUACAGAAGAGGCUACAACAGAAAGUUCUACAUCUCCUGAUGGCACAACGGCCGGUGAUUCUACAGGUACAACAGAAGUGCCUGUAACUACAGAAGAGAUAACAACAGAAAGUUCUACAUCUCCUGAUGACACAACGGCCGGUGAUUCAACAGGUACAACAGAAAUGCCUGUAACUACAGAAGAGGCUACAACAGAAAGUUCUGUAUCUACUGAUGGCACAACGGCCGGUGAUUCUACAGGUACAACAGAAACGCCUGUAACUACAGAAGAGGCUACAACAGAAAGUUCUACAUCUCCUGAUGGCACAACACCCAGUGAUUCUACAGGUGCAACAGAAACGCCUGUAACUACAGAAGAGACUACAACAGAAAGUUCUACAUCUCCUGAUGGCACAACGGCCAGUGAUUCUACAGGUAAAACAGAAGUGCCUGUAACUACAGAAGAGAUAACAACAGAAAGUUCUACAUCUACUGAUGGCACAACAGCCAGUGAACCUACCGGUACAACAGAAACGUCUGCAACAACAAAAGAGACUACAACAGCGAUUUCUGAUUUUACUACACAAAGUCCUGGCACAACCGAUGUCACAACUGAAAAAGACACAGUGACUACCAUACAUGCAACAACAACAACAAGAUCAACUCAGUCAACCAUCAAAACUACAACCAUCAAACCUAUUCACUGUGAAAAUGGAGGAACUCCACAGCCAGACAACAAGGCUUGUUUGUGUUCACCUUUUUUUACGGGGAAGACCUGCAGUCAUGUGGAAGUUGAAGUUGUCCCAGAUGACAUUGAAAGGCCAGUGAAUGCUGAAAUGGAAGUUAAUCUUCCAUUUAAAGAUGAACAUAAAAACACAUCAUCAACUGAAUAUCGUGAAAUUGUGGAAAAAUUCAACAAAACAGUUCUACCCAAGUAUAAAAAAAUCGAAAACUUUCAGCGUGUGGACAAUAUCAUUCUAAGCCCUGGUAAUCCAUUUACAACAAGGCGAAGAAGAAGCGUGCCUUUGGAGGAAGAAAAAAGUGUGAACAUUAAGCAUGAUGUCAUUCUUCACAUUCAAAAUGACAAUAUAAACAGUGCUUAUGAUGAAGUGGUCAGUGAACUGCAAACGGCUCUUGAAACAUUAAAAAACAGCUCAGAUGAUAGUUUUCCUAUUGCAGAGGUCCAGACAUCAAAGACUGAUUUUAAUAUCAAAGAGGUGUGCGAUAAAGCAUUACAAAAUUUUUCCAAAGAAAUACAAAGACAUUUUACUCCAAUGGAGAUCAAUGGCAAAGUGGCUUGUGUGACUGAAUGCAAUGCAGAUCAUCCUACAACAAAAGAGUGUGGCUCUGAAGGCACUUGUGAAGUAACUAGGGAUGGUGCAACUUGCUACUGCCCCUAUAAUGAUGCUAACUGGUACCUGGGAGAGGAUUGCAGAUUCCAGGUGAACAAAAUUGGAUUCUAUGCUGGACUGGGAACAGUGGCAGCCUUAGCAGUGAUAACUGUCGCAAUCCUAACAGCUUAUCUUGUAAUAAACAAAAAGACUGUGAAGAGGAAUAAGGACAUGAAGCAGGAGCUAGUGAAAGAAUGGUUAGAAGAUGACUUUGAGUGGCCAACCAAAAAAGCACCAUUCCCAGUUGACCGAUAUGAUAAUCCAGUCUACUCACCAAGAGACACACCUAACAGUUUAGUUAAAUAUAAACCAGACAUUUUUGCGGCUCCAUCCUACACGACAAACUACUCGCCUGAACCCGACAUUCAUCUGCGGAACUUUCAGAGAGAUCCAUCUAUGAAAAUGAACAGACCUCAGAUGCGGAAUUCUUUUGAUACCUAAGUGUGAAGCUUGAGUCCAUAACAACACAAACACACUGAAAAAUAAAUGAUUUAAAGCAGAUACCUUGGAUUUACACAUUUUUUAAGUGGUUGUAAACUAUUUAUUUGGGCUGGAUUUAAACAAACAAAUGAAGUUGAACAUUACUCAGUUUCAUUUGUUUGUUUACAUUCAACCCAUAUACAAUGUUUGCAACAGUUUUGCUGACCUCAUUUGUUUUCAGUGGGGCUAUGUGUGGUAUACUCAAUUCAUCUGUUGCUUUUAAAAUUCACAGUCUUGAUGGAUCAAAACUCUGUGAGUCCUAUUUAUAUAUCAUUAAAGUCGGUAGCAGUAGAAUUGUACAUAUUUUCUGUUUCUCAGAUGUGUGACGAACACUGUCUGAACAUGAUGCGUUUGAUCACAUGAUGAAGAGAUGGAGGAAACCUCUGCUUAUCUUCUCUAAACAUUCAGAUCUCUGUCAGAUAUCCUCAUGUUUUAUUAUUGUUGUGAAUAAUGAUACAACAUUAAUAUGAAUCGGUUUGGUAAUUGUGAUGUGAUUAGGUAUGCAAAUGCCUGCUUGAUGUAUGUAUUAAUCAGUCAGUAUUAGAUAAACUGUUUAUCAUUUUACAAGAGGUGCAUUGAGAAGAGACUGUAUUAGGGAAAGUAAGCUUAAUCAGUCCUCAUUUUCCAUCAAAAGCUGCACACCAAUGAAAUAUUAUACUAGCGACUGUAAGAUAUAUAAAAACAUUUGAAGUAUUUCAGGUUAAAAUAAUAAUAUGGUUAAUUACUACUCAAUCAACAUUUUAUUCCUAUAUUUGAUAGCUUGGGGAGUAUGUCUGUUGUGCACUUGUGUAUUUUUAUUUAUUUUUUUAUGGAUUGUGAUGUGUAAAUCUAAAGUUGUUUUACCAUGUACUUUAAUGACAUUUUCUUUAGGGCUACUUUUAACAUUUUGUUUAGGCACUAUAGAUGGAAAAAUAUCCUGGUACAUUUACAUAAUUUUUUUAUUACUGUACAAUGUGCCUGUUAACUAAACAAGAGAAGAAAAUUGCACAUUAACCACAAAUUAUUUAUUGUUAUUAUACAUUUAUUGCACUUUUUUUUUGUAAAUUGACACUUGCUUGUUAAAAUAAAUUACCUAUAUUCUCAAUAA